Molecule: messenger RNA, 1426 nt
Organism: Talaromyces stipitatus ATCC 10500
Lineage: Eukaryota; Fungi; Ascomycota; Eurotiomycetes; Eurotiales; Trichocomaceae
Product: plasma membrane SNARE protein (Sec9), putative
Exons: 2
Coding region: 1-1278 (425 amino acids)
Biological process (GO): vesicle fusion; exocytosis
Cellular component (GO): SNARE complex; plasma membrane
Molecular function (GO): syntaxin binding; SNAP receptor activity
Source: RefSeq, a predicted model, not a curated record
AUGAAAAAGUUCGGUUUCAAAAAGUCCAAGGACGACGGCGACGACGACUCCAACCGCCGAGCCCUCUUCGGAUCUCGUUCGCGCGACAAAAGCCCCAAUCCACAAGCGCAAGGAAGCAAUCCCUACGCACAAAAUAUUCCUAUCGAUCCAUAUACACGAGCCAAGAUCAACGCGGGCGUUGCUCCUGCUCCUGGUGGUACCGGUCCUGCAGGUCAAGGCUACAGUGAUGUGAAGCACCCCGACGGCCCUGUCGGAAAUCAGCAAGGCGGAUAUGCACCGAACAGAUACGGAAACCAAGGUGGUUACGGCGCUGAUCGAUACGGAGGUGGUGCAGACAAUAGCAGUAGACCUGGUGGCGGACCGCGCCCUGGUGGCUAUGGUGGUUUGGGUAGCACAGAUCCUAACGAGGCUGACAGAGAUGCACUCUUUGGAGGUGCUCGUGACCGGGUACAACAAAAUGGGCCUGGUGGACCUCCGCCACCAUAUAGUACAGGCGGGCCUGGAGCUGGUGGUUACGGUGGUUACGGGGAGGAGAAUGGCGGUUCAUCGGCAGUUUAUCAAGAGCGUCAGCUAACUGCUGAAGAAGAAGAAGAGGAAGAAGUUAAUGCGGUUAAACAAGAAAUCCGAUUUAUCAAACAGGGUGAUGUUUCAUCUACGCGAAAUGCUCUUCGCGCCGCGGCUCAGGCUGAAGAAACCGGUCGCAACACCCUUGCUCGACUUGGAGCCCAGAGUGAGCGUAUUCUAGACACUGAGAAAUCCCUCGAUGUCGCCGCCAGUCAGGGUCGUCUAGCCGAAGAAAAGGCCAGAGAACUUAAAACACUCAACAAGAGUAUGUUCGCGAUGCAUGUUUCGAACCCAUUUACCAGCAACGCUCGUCGCCGAGAGCGCGAUGAGAAAUUACUCGAAACCCAUCGCGCAGAGCGUAACACUCGCGAAGGAACACGUCAGGAAGCUUUCCAAUCCAACCAGCGUAUGGAACGCACAUUCAGAGAAAUCGAACGUGAAGCCAACAAGAACUAUCCUGCACAAAAGAAAGAUCUCGCUGAACGCGCAAAAUAUCAGUUUGAAGCUGACAGUGAAGAUGAGGCCAUGGAAGAUGAGAUCGAUAACAACUUGAACUUGUUAUCUGGAGCAGCUGCGCGAUUGAAUGGAUUGGCGAAAGCAACGGGUAAGGAGUUGGAGGAGCAGAAUCGUCAUUUGGACAGAAUCAUGGGAAAAAGCGACUAUGUGGAUGAUCAGAUUGCUAUGAACAGGGCGAGACUAGAUCGCAUUCGUUAACCUUCAAAAUGUGGACAUUUCAGGCCAUGUGGCUUCAUUCGAGUUGUAUAGACAUUGCAUUACUUUGAUCAGUUAUCAUAUCCUACGAGGAUAGGCGUUUGGUGCAUGAAUAAAUUCUAUGUUUCAGCAAUCAAUUUUUUUCAAUAUG